Dracunculus medinensis (Guinea worm) is the source of this 441-nucleotide messenger RNA. The record is from the annotation of a GenBank genome assembly. NCBI's taxonomy places the organism in Eukaryota, Metazoa, Nematoda, Chromadorea, Rhabditida, Dracunculidae.
AUGAAUGAAUUUCAGGUUUAUUAUAGACCGGUGAACUUUACUGACUAUUGUUAUAAUAUGCCACCGGAUGUUCAUAUUGGCAUAACACCUUGCAGUCAUUCGAUAUGCAUUACAAUUAUUGAGCCUCGAAUUUUAGCAGGCUAUCAUAUCGGCAAUUACGUUGUUCGCGGUUGUUUCUCAACAGUUUUCAAAUUAAUGCAAAAUCUUGUCGAACAUACGACACCUACGAUAGUAUUUACAGAUACAGCAUGUAAAAGAGUACCAGCGAGCCAGUUACUUCCAAUAAAAUUUGCUGAACGAUCAUCGAAUCGUACGGUUGAAUUAUGCUGGUGCAUUGGUCAAUUGUGUAAUGAUUAUCCAACAACAUAUUCAAAAAUAUCUGCUUUACACCAUAUAUCUUCAUUCCUUUUACUAUGCUUAUCAGUUUUUUAUAAUUUAUGA